Messenger RNA from Entamoeba invadens IP1, 789 nucleotides. RefSeq lists its product as hypothetical. The transcript has a single exon. NCBI's taxonomy places the organism in Eukaryota, Evosea, Mastigamoebida, Endamoebidae. The coding region runs from base 1 to 789 and encodes 262 amino acids. The record is from RefSeq and is a predicted model, not a curated record.
AUGGAAACAAUCCUCUACGACACACUCUCCUUUUUUAAGGCAUUCAAGCGCUCUUUGGUUCCUCCGACAGUCACACAGACUUACGCUACAUACUACUGUCUCCCAAAACAGUUUUACGACGACUUGUAUUGCGUCGUCGAAAACGUCAUCAAAGACAAAACCGUCAAGGAAUCCCCACACUUUCAGAAAAAUAUUGCCUCUCUUCAAAAGUUACCAAACCCAAAUUUGAUCGAUUCUAUUGUAAAUGAGGAGCUCUGCAUCACAAAACGGAGCGUCCGCCCAGAGUUGGUGCCACUCGUCGACUUUGUGUUGAUCACUGACGAGUCCAACGAUUUUAUUAUGGCACUCUACAAAGUGUACAAAAACGUGUAUUUACCAUCACCACCAACCAUUGGGGUAUUUUUACAAAACGGCAAACCAUUUUUCGAGAGAGAGAUACCAACAUAUAACGUCAAAGUUGUCGGAGCCUCUCACUCCUCAGACGAUUAUUUGAUUAAGAUUUCUCCAUACAUUUGUGUAUCUGACAUCAUCAACUUCAUUACUUACAAGCUCCACGUCCAAGGACAGUUUGUGUCAAUUCAACUUUACGCCGCAGACAAAAAGCUUGCCUUGGAUUUAUCAACAAAACUAUUAGGCUUCAACACGUCUGAUUUGACACUCGUAUACUCACAUAAGAGAAGACCAAAAACAGAGCUUUUUGGUUCGUGCUCCUCAGUGAACAACCCACACAAACACCGAGUGAUCAGCCCAGUCCUUAGGGAAAUGUGGGCGUGUAAGUUGUCAGUGUAA